AAAAUGUGUCUUGCUUUCUUUUGAUCUAUGAAAUGUGUGUAAAACAGGAAUCAUUUGUGCAUCACUUGUGUAUUUCAGGUGAAGAUGACAUUGAAGAUGCCACCAGCUGCAUCCCUGCAUAUGUUUGUUACCGAACUGAUUGGGACAUCACCUCUUUACAAUCAACACCAAAUAAGAUUCAAGAUGAGCGAUGUGGCAGUAAAACACUCUGUGUCAAACCUGGUUACAAUGACAUUUGCUCUGAUUUUACUACAACUAUCACAUCAGAAACCUGUGUGAGCUCUUCCUUUAGCUUCACCAAAAGCAUCUCUAUUGAUUUCUUGAAUCCAAGUGAAAUAAAUCAGACUGUUCCCAAUAAAGUUCCUGUUGAAAUAAACACAAAAUUACCUCCAAACUGUAAAAGCCUCUCCAUUGAUUACAACUGUUGGGAACAUGGCAGAGUCCGUGAGUCUAAGACUUUGUCUGAGCUGGAACCUUUCACAGACUACAGCUGUACUGGUGAGAUCAAGGACAACGAUGGCAUCAUAAAAAAAAAAACCACAGCUCCUGUUCAGUUUAACAUUCACUGUGAUCUCACAAUAAUCAACACACAGAACAGCACCAAUACAUCCAUUGAGUUAAGUUGGACCACAACCAGUCAGAAAUGUAAAGAUGUCCCUCGUCAUCUUCAGAAGCUUUCAUACAACUGCAUCUGUAGUGAUGUCUCCAAUCAGAAACACAAGAGCACAGCUGAAAAACAACCAUCAGGAGGAACAUGUAAUGUUACUGGACUGAAACCUUACACUGAUUACACCUGUGAAGUCCAACCCAUCUACAACAACAAGAUAGUUGCCCAGUCAAAUCCAGUGAAACAGAGACCUGAGAUUGGAA
Messenger RNA from Lates calcarifer (barramundi perch), 870 nucleotides. RefSeq lists its product as uncharacterized. The record is from RefSeq and is a predicted model, not a curated record. Gene Ontology annotation, molecular function: protein binding. NCBI's taxonomy places the organism in Eukaryota, Metazoa, Chordata, Actinopteri, Centropomidae. The transcript has 5 exons. The annotation marks the transcript as partial.